Messenger RNA from Chlorocebus sabaeus (green monkey), 13222 nucleotides. Lineage: Eukaryota; Metazoa; Chordata; Mammalia; Primates; Cercopithecidae. The record is from RefSeq and is a predicted model, not a curated record.
CAGCUGUCAGAUGGCUGGGUAUUCUUUGCUGUGAAAGUGAGGCUGACUCCUGGGAUCCCAUUGAUCAUCCUCUGCUCCCUGCUCCUGCUUUCCCCUCAUCCCAUCACUGCUGUCAGAGGUGUGGACAGACAAGCUGCUUCUCAGCCUCAGCAAAGUAAAGGAGCAAACAAUGGCGGCUGGGGAGGGGAGGGAGGAGACAGAAGCAGACAAGGAGGAGAUGAAUUCAGACUCCUUCUUCGCAGAGAACCAUGAGAGGAAAGCCAUGGUCGAAGGCCUUCAGGUCACGGUGCCUGACAAGAAGAAAGUGGCCAUGCUCUUCCAGCCCACUGUGCUUCGCUGCCACUUCUCAACAUCCUCCCAUCAGCCUGCAGUCGUGCAGUGGAAGUUCAAGUCCUACUGCCAAGAUCGCAUGGGAGAAUCCUUGGGCAUGUCCUCUACCCGGGCCCAAUCUCUCAGCAAGAGAAACCUGGAAUGGGACCCCUACUUGGAUUGUUUAGACAGCAGGAGGACUGUUCGAGUAGUAGCUUCAAAACAGGGCUCGACUGUCACCCUGGGAGAUUUCUACAGGGGCAGAGAGAUCACGAUUGUUCAUGAUGCAGAUCUUCAAAUUGGAAAGCUUAUGUGGGGAGACAGCGGACUCUAUUACUGUAUUAUCACCACCCCAGAUGACCUGGAGGGGAAAAAUGAGGACUCAGUGGAACUGCUGGUGUUGGGCAGGACAGGGCUGCUUGCUGAUCUCUUGCCCAGUUUUGCUGUGGAGAUUAUGCCAGAGUGGGUGUUUGUUGGCCUGGUGCUCCUGGGCGUCUUCCUCUUCUUCGUCCUGGUGGGGAUCUGCUGGUGCCAGUGCUGCCCUCACAGCUGCUGCUGCUAUGUCCGCUGUCCAUGCUGCCCAGAGUCCUGCUGCUGCCCUCAAGCCUUGUAUGAAGCAGGGAAAGCAGCAAAGGCCGGGUACCCUCCCUCUGUCUCCGGUGUCCCUGGCCCUUACUCCAUCCCCUCUGUCCCUUUGGGAGGAGCCCCCUCAUCUGGCAUGCUGAUGGACAAGCCGCAUCCACCUCCCUUGGCACCAAGUGACUCCACUGGAGGAAGCCACAGUGUUCGCAAAGGUUACCGGAUCCAGACUGACAAAGAGAGAGACUCCAUGAAGGUCCUGUACUAUGUUGAGAAGGAGCUGGCUCAGUUUGAUCCAGCCAGAAGGAUGAGAGGCAGAUAUAACAACACCAUCUCAGAACUCAGUUCCCUACAUGAGGAGGACAGCAAUUUCCGCCAAUCUUUCCGUCAGAUGAGAAGCAAACAGUUCCCUGUGUCUGGGGACUUGGAGAGCAAUCCUGACUACUGGUCAGGUGUCAUGGGAGGCAGCAGUGGGGCAAGCCGCGGGCCCUCAGCCAUGGAGUAUAACAAAGAGGAUCGAGAGAGCUUCAGGCACAGCCAGCCACGCUCCAAAUCCGAGAUGCUGUCACGGAAGAACUUCGCCACGGGGGUGCCGGCCGUUUCCAUGGACGAGCUGGCAGCCUUCGCUGAUUCCUACGGCCAGCGGCCCCGCCGGGCCGACGGCAACAGCCACGAGGCGCGGGGCGGGAGCCGCUUCGAGCGCUCGGAGUCCCGGGCGCACGGCGGCUUCUACCAGGACGACUCCCUGGAGGAGUACUACGGCCAGCGCAGCCGCAGCCGCGAGCCCCUGACCGACACCGACCGCGGCUGGGCCUUCAGCCCCGCGCGCCGCAGACCCACCGAGGACGCGCACCUGCCGCGGCUUGUGAGCCGCACGCCGGGCACUGCGCCCAAAUACGACCACUCGUACCUGGGCGGUGCACGGGAGCGGCAGCCGCGGCCCGAGGGCGCCAGCCGAGGCGGCAGCCUGGAGACGCCGUCCAAACGGAGUGCGCAGCUCGGCCCGCGCAGCGCCUCCUACUAUGCGUGGUCGCCGCCCGGCACCUACAAGGCCGGCUCGUCGCAGGACGACCAGGAGGACGCGUCCGACGACGCGCUGCCGCCCUACAGCGAGCUGGAGUUGACCCGCGGCCCAUCCUACCGUGGCCGCGACCUGCCCUACCACAGCAACUCGGAGAAGAGGAGGAAAAAGGAGCCCGCCAAGAAAACCAAUGACUUUCCAACCAGGAUGUCCCUUGUGGUCUGAUGUUGUCAACAUUUCUCUGGAUGACGAGAAAUCAGACAUGGACUAUGGAGACAAGACACAAAUCCAAGAGCCAGCAGACCUGGGACCUUCUCUGGCCAUCACCUUGGAAGAUUUGCUGAUCUCUGCUUUGGCAAGGGAUGGGAGGCAGCCUUUAAGGGAGGCUGAUUUCAAACCUCUGUGCCCAUCUAACUAGUUUGAGAAACUUACCAAGAAAGCAAGAAUGUGCGAGAACAUUCCUACAUACAGAGUUUCUCAACUAUAGCGUUUAUCCUGCCCAACCUCCUCCCUUAACAGAACCAGGACUCCAUUUACAAUUCUGAAAGAGAGUUUGCUCUGGACUGCUAAUCUCCAGAAAUUGCCUAUGCCUACAGUAUGCUUUUCUAUACCUCCUGUGCUAUACUUAGAGACAGAAGAAUUUAUUACUACUAUUAGAAGAAGACCUUCUGCUGACAAGGAAAGACAGCUUCAAGUCAAAAUAUACCUUUUAUCCCCAUCACUUUCCAGUCACUAGUCAAUGACUGUUGUUACACUAAAAUCAAAAGGCCUUUGGUGAGCUCAGUGACAGUGACCUCUGGUACAAUCACAGAAAUGACUUCAAUUUGCUGUUCUGAAUGACAAUUCUUAAGUGGCUAGGACAAAGCAAAAGCGAGUAUACCUUUUUGAAAAGCUGUCUAAGUGGUAUUUCCUUUUCCAUUCUGAGAAUGUAAACUGCUUUUUCCUUUUCUGCUGCACAUGUCAACAUCUGAGUCUUAGACAUUAAGGGCUCUUCUCUUCCUCCCCUCUCCUGGACCUUCCACAGGUUGGUGCCACACACAGAGCCCUGCCUCCCUCUGCACUCGGAUUAGAUUGUCAUCGGGUGCCUUGUGAUAAAUGCUUAAAAUAUACGCAUGAAACAGAAGAGUGAGAAAAGAGGAGAAAGCAGAAUGCAUAUAGAAAAGAAUGAGAAGGAAUUUAAGAGGGAAAUAACAUCGUCUCAUAUUUUGAAUGUGGACCAUUUCACUCACAAACUUCACUCAAUCUUUUCUGGUUUUGUGCUUCACAUACGAUUAAUUGUUUCUGCCAUCCCAGUUCUGCCAUUCUAGGACAUAGGGGAUGUGGAACAUACAGCAUUUGGCCUGACUAGACUGCCACUAUGGCCACUUUCAAGAGAUUAGAGAUACUGCUUUCUCAGGAAGGAGUACUUCCUAUUCCCACCCUUGCCUAAAUGAUAGAGUUUGCCUAAAUUCCAAAGCUAGAUUUCUGGAUUUUGUCAUUUGUGUAGAUAGCAAAAAUGGCCACAACUUCCUUCUCAUCAAGAGGUGCCGUCUUUUUUUCCUACCCCUUGAAUCUGGAGUUGGCUGUGUGAUUUGAUUUAGCCAGUAGCCCAACAAAUGUGACACAAACAGAGACUUGAAAAGUUCUUGUGCAUGGGGCUUGUCCUCUUUUGCUGCCCUUGGGAACCUUGCAACUACCACCAGGUGAACAAGCCUGGACUAUCCUGCUGCAUGACAAAAGAAAAGGGCCCAGUUACCCUGUCACCCUAUCUGACAGCCCAUCAAUUUUCAGCUGAUUGCAGAUAUAUGAGUGAGUCCAGCUAAUACCAACAGAAGAACUGCCUAGCUGAACCCAGCCCAAAUUUCUGAUUCCUACUCAAGGCAUGAGAAGUUGAUGCAUUCUUUAUGUUAAUUUCUCUUCAAGAACAAACCUGACUCAUUCUUGUCUGAAUGUUUAUCCAUUAACCCCUUACUCCAUCCAAACUUGUGUUUCUCAUAGCCUCCGCUUUUGUUGACAGAUUUUUAUCAAAACUUUUCACCUUGCACUCUUGUGGGGUACAUGUUUGGGUCAAAUCCAUGGAGGAUAAUGCUUGACUUUGCUAUCCCUUAAUCCAGCAGUGGUUUCUUCCCUGUCUAUGGAUCUGUGGACAACCUCUGAAGAAGGUCUCUUCUUUAACAUCUUUUUGGUCUUCUCCAGAGCCACCUUACUGGAGCUAGACCCUAUUCUCAGAGUACUAUUCCUCUAGUAUCCAUUUGUACUUCAUGACAUUUCCAAAAAACAUCCUUUGUUUGCAAUGAAAUAAAAAAGUGGCUGGGUGAGGGUCGGAGGGAUGAGCUGGUAUGUGUCAUUGCUUGGAGAAUUGACCUACGAAAGAAUUUCCCUGUUGCUUUGGCCAGUCCCAGAGAAAUCAGGAAAACAGUUGAACCCAGUGCUGGUACUUCCAAGGGCUGGAAGACACAAGCCAUAACCCUGGUGCUGAGUUUUAGACUUGCUGGUGUCCCUGGCCUCUGAAAGCCUAGGUCUAGCCUGUGUGUUUGGACCCCAGUUCGGAUGGAAAAGAUGAUAAAAAACAUUUCUUAGUCACCAGCUUUGGAUUUCAACUUGCUCAGGCAAUUUUGGAGAAUAUUGGGUAGCUGUGGUAGCUAUUACUGCUUUAUACUGAGCACUGUGUCAGGCUUGUCACCACCAAAGAGCCUCAUAGCACCAGCUGCAGAGACCAAAAAUAAUGUUUUUUUAAAAAACUAAAGACGUAUGAUUUUGGUGAAGGUUAAGGGUAACAAUGGGAAAGAAUUAAAGAAUUAUUAAAAUUGGAAACCUGCAAUUCCAAAGACAACAAAACUAUGGAUAGACGGAAAAAUACAAAGAAAAUAGCAGGCUACUGAAUUAACCUUGGGAGUUGGGACCAGGUUGUCCUUUGUAGAACUGCAUAAAUCAUUCAGACUUCCAGGCCUUCAGUAGGAGAAAAAGGCAGUUGUUUCUGGGUAUAUGGACAGGAGUUAAGGCUGAGUUGACAAAUCAAAGCUUGCUGUCCUCAGCACCCCUGACGUUCCUCUAUGUGUCCUUUUGUUUCUUCUCCCUUGAAUAGUGUGUCCUGCAUAGGAAAUAGUUAUAUUUGUUAGCUUCUUUCCUAGGUUUUAUUGGGGUACAAAGUAAAUCUUGUGUAAGACGUAAUCUCUGUCCACUAGGACCCUGUAAUUUAAUAGGGGAAAUAAGACAUGCUCAAGAAAGGAGAUUUUAUACAUAGAGUAUGAAAUAGUGCUAUGGAUAAAUUAUAAUAAACCCAGAGAUUUAGUUUUUUAAAAAACUUAAAUGGGAAUACCUUGAUAUUAAAGUGUUGUAUGUGUUUGUCCAUCAUCCUAUUUAAAUAUAUGCUCGGUGAUCUGAAAAGCCAAUAUUCAAAAGUCUGAACUGAAAAGAGGUGAAUUAGGAUCAGGAAAGGGUGAGCAGCAGGGGUCCCAGAGGGAUGAUGCAUAAGCUGCUGUACUUGCCUAUGAGUCACUACUGAGUCAGGAACAUGCUGGAGGAGGGAGUGUGGAUGCAGGUGGCAAGGAGGUGUCCCCUGGUAGAUGAGCUGCUUCUCUAGGCCAUGCAUGGAUUCAUUAGGAAGUUGGAGACAAUGGCCAUGGACUUGGCGCAUGUCAGCUAUUCCAUCCGAGCAUGCUCACAGGGGAGCUCAGCGUCAGCUGCUCCUGGGGCUCAGGUUCCAUCUUUGCCAACACAGGGCAGGUCUCACAGAGAUGCUAGGUCUCUCAUCCCCCUUCUCAUUAUCCUCACUGUGCACUUGACAUAGGAUUAGGCAUACUGAAGAUGGGAAAAGGCUGCCACCCAAACCCAAGGCACCUGACCACAUCUGUAAAUAUUUGUGAAUAGUCCACAAAAUUUCUCCAUAGGUAAUCUGAUUAGAUCUUGCCUCUGAGGGAAGCUGAAGUCACAGAUAUUGUUGUAAUUUACUACCCCCCCCCCCCCACCCAAUUUUUUUUUAAUAGGUGAAGAAACCAUCACUGCCAUUAAUGAAGUCACAAACCUAUUAGGUCUUUAGACUCCCAACCUCUGGAUCUUUUCUGCUGAUCAAUGUUUCCCAAAAUUGCCUAACCAUAAGAAUUAACUUGAUUGCUGCUGUUAAAAAAGUAUUGUUGGACCCUGCCUUGGAGAUUGACUGGGUGGGUCUAGAGCCAGACUUCAUAUUUUUAAUAUGCAUUCCAGGAGACUCCUGAGAUCAGAUGCAUUUGGAAAUUGUUGCACUAAGUCAUACCUCUGGUGUACUCCAAACAGCUAGUCCUGAGGCUUCCUUGGGCCUUAAAUUUUUUUCCUUCAAAUGUCCUGGUGAGGUCCCUCUCACUCCUUUGGGGCUGGCUGUGGUGAGUCUCUCAGAAGUCUGGCUGUGACAUGGAUGGGCUCACCAGAGUAUGGUGGUGGUAGUGGGAAAACAGGCAGAGAGAAAGGAGUGUCAGGAGCACUCCCAGGGAGCCUGUUGUAGAUAUUUCCAUUCCCAGAAUAGUGAUCUAUUUUGACAGUCUCAGAACAGACAACAAGAAUUACAGGUAAUUUUCUCAUUCCCUUGAUAUAUUUUUAGCAAAACUUAAAUCAUGAAUAGAAAGAAAAGAUGCCAUUAGGGAAAUGGAAAAACUCAAUCAUUUUAUAAAGCAUACAAAGUAUAAGGAUGACUGGCCAAUAGCACUUCCACUUUGGUCUUACCCAAAGUUGGGUGGACAAGAAUAAUAAAAGUCCUCAUUAUAUAUCCUUCCAAAAUCAGAUUUAAAUGCCUCCAGCAUGUUAAUGGAAGUCUGAAAUUGAUUGAUAGGAUGUAGAAAUUCAAAUUCACUAAAAUAGGGGGCAGUUACUUAAAGUCCUAGAAGGAAAAAGUGCCUGGCUUUUUGCUGCCAGUAUCCUACCUCCUAGUCAUCUGGUAAACUGAUCUGUGAAGCUUGAAGAAGGGGCUUUUAACAUCAGAGUGGCACAAGGGCAAUGUUGCGCUGCUUUAAGCAGCAGCCUGAGCUUUAGCACUAUUUGAAGGGGAGAAGGUUAAUACUAAUAAUAUUUGUGUUAUUUUUAUGGUAUAUUACUGUUUACAGAACACUUUCAUUUCAUCCCAGCAUCAACUUCUGUGAUAGAGGCAGGGCAGAUGUUGUGGUCUCAUUACACAGAAUGUAAAACUGAGGUUGAAAAAUACUAAGUGACUUGUCCGUAGUCAAAUGGUUUUUAAAAUUAUAAAGCCAGGCUUUCUGACUGUCUUGUCUAGGGAUCUUUGCAAUUCCUUAAAUACCCAUGGGACUGGAAUCUGGAUAUUCCAGAUUCCAGUUUCUCUUCACAGCCAGACAUCCGGUGAGAAGAGUCGUAGACUUGAUGCUUGUUCAUAUGUCAUGGAUGUGGUGAAGCUGUAUGAAGACAGACACUGUUGCUGCUUCAUCCAGCUAAGCACCAUACAUUCCUCAAAUGCUAAUCUGAGAGGGAGUUGUGGCUUCACUCAAGGAGAGUUUCAUUUUCUUUUUCUUUUCUUUCUUUCUUUUUUUUUUUUUUUGAGACAGGGUCUUGCUCUGUGGCCCAUGCUACAGUGCAGUGCAGUGGUGGUAUCAGCUCACUGCAGUCUCAAACUCCUGGGCUCAAGCAAUCCUCCUCCCUCAGCCUCCCAAGUAGGUAGGACUACAGGUAUGUGCCACCAUGUCCAGCUAAUUUUUUUGUUUGUAGAGAUGGGGUCUAGCUAUGUUUCCCAGGCUUGUCUCAAACUCCUGGCCUCAAGUGAUCCUCCCACCUUGGCUGCCUAAAGUGCUGGUAUUGCAGACAUGAGCCACUGAACCAAGCUGAGAGCCUCAUUUUCAUUAGCUGUGCUAUGAGGGGUAAUAUGUGCUUUAGGUUUUCUGGGGAAUCCUUGCAGAGAAGUUUCUAAGUGAAACCACAGAUUCAUCUGGAUUCAGAAUUCCGGGCAGAAGCUGCUUAACAACAAAAAUCUGGCAUCUUCACUACAUUUUAAGAUUUUAGGUAGAACUAAGAGGGAUCAUAUAUAGAGAGAUAAGGAAUGUGAGAAGGAAAAAGAUAUAGUAGUUUAGCUAAAUUUUUCUUAGAGUUUCUUGGUAGGGCUGGACAUGUAGUAACUAGUCUGACUCAUUUCUUCUGGGAAGGCUAAAAGAGACACAAAUAGCUUCUCUUUUACCUUGGCUUUAAGGAAAAGCCAUUUUAUUAAUGAAAGUAUUAGACACCACUGCAUAAGAAAUUUGCUUUGUGAGAAUAAAGAACAAGGGAAUAGAAGGGUGGGAAAGAGAAGGGUGAGUAAUUAGCUUCGUGAGGGCCACCUGUCAGUUGUUUUUGUGCCUUGUGACAUCAAAACUGAAAUUUUGUAUUACUGUUGUCCAUGACCUUUUUUUGUGUGUGUCAGACAUACAAAUUGAAUUUGGUUGUAAUGUUUUAAACUAAAUAAAGAAUUCUUACCUACAUUUGUUACCAAGAACUCAUAAUUAACACAACUAUAGUUAAUCAUGAUCUGACAUUCAAUGGCCUCAGCAAGAGAAAGAAUCAUAUGAUACAUGUCCUCCUCUGUUGUAAGUACGGUAAAGAGGAAUACAUAUUGUGAGGUUACAGAGGGGGCUGGUACUGACAGAGCAAAAGGUAUGUUUUUAUAGAUUAUAAUAAGCUAGAUAAAUUCUGUUGUCACUGCUCUCCACAGACUGUGUAACAUUCAGAAGGAGAUGAGGAGUAGGAAAGGUGGUUGGAUAACCAAGGUGAUGGUACCUAGCUCAUUUCCAAGAUGGGCACAAGCAUGUGCCUGCUAGAAAUUACACUUGGGGAAGGCAGGAAGGAAGCUAUUCAUGGGAGGACAUUUUAAGUUCUGUAAAGAUUUGAGAAAUUCCACAGCACCAUAAUUAAGAGGAGGUAAUUAAAAACCUUUGUUAGCAAAAUAAUUGAUAAAUAUCUCAGAGAACUACUAAUCCUGUUUUGGAUGGCUAAGCCCUGUCAAGGGAAUUCCAGAUUUUAGGGGCCUUGUCAAGCAGAAAAUCUGUUUUUGCUUGAAGCAUCUGGGCUCAAUUUUUUUCUUUAAGUAGUUAACUUAAAAAUGUUAACAUGUAGAUUUAACUUACAGACAGACUCUGAAACAGUUUAAGUCUGAUUACCUCCUCUGGAUUUUGUAUUAUUUUGUCUAAUGUUUUAAUUCCAUCUUGGUUUUUCAGCUUUAUAAAAUAUUUUUGUUUUUAUUUAUAAAGUAUUUGUUUAGAAUCACCCACAUGUUUUUUCUGCACAUUUUUUCCCCCUAUAUUUCAGAUCUUCCUUUUGAAAUAUUUUCUUUCUGAAGGAAGUUUACUUCAGUAAUGAUUUGUUGGUAGGAUACUUAUCAGUCUUUGUUGAUUUAAAAGUCUUUAUUUCAUUCUUGUUAUUGAAAGAUAAUUUCACUGGUUAUGAUUCUAGAUUGAUAGUUAUUUUCUUUCAGGAUAUUGAAGUUAUUAUUACACUCCCUUCUGACUUUUAGUUUUGCUUUUGAGAAGUCAAUUAAUUACCAGUUUAAUUAUCCUUCCUAAUCUGUCUUAUCUCUCUGGCUGUUUUAAAUUUUUUUUUUUGUCUCUAGUGUUCUUUGGUUUAAUUAACAUGUGACCAGGUGUGGAUUUCUUUUUAUUUAUCCAGAUUAGGAUUUGUGGUGUUUCCUAAAUCCGUGGAUUGGACUUCCCAUUAAAUAUGGAGAACUCUCAGCUAUUAACACCUCAAAUAUUUCCCCUUCUUUUUAAACUCUCUCUUGAGAAUUCUAAUUGUUAGAUUUUUUUUCAUUCUAUUCCCCAUAUUGUUUAAUCUAUAUUUUGUAUUUCCUUUCUUUGUGUCUUCUGUUCCCUAUUCAGGUAAAUUUCUUCAGGUUUAUCUUCCAGCUCACUAAUUUUCUUUUCAGCUACCUCUAAUCUCCUUUCUUUGAGUUUUAAUUUUAAUUAAUAUAUAUUUCAUUUCUAGGAGUUUAGUUCUUUUUCAAAUCUGCAUAGUCCCUGCUGAUAGUGUCUGUGGCUUACUCUUUUUUUUUUUUUUUUUUACAAUGCCCCUUAUUUGAAUAUCUUAAAGAUACUAACUUAAAAUUUUACAUCCAGUAAUUCCAAUAUCUACAGUCUUUAUGGGUCUAAUUUAAGAGUUUGUUACUUCUGCUAACUUUAAUUCACAGUUUUUUGUUUCUUUAUGGGUUUUAUAGUUUUUUAUUGUAAGCUCAUGUGUGGUGCAAUGCCAUAUCACAUUGUGCCGUCAAGAAAAACCUUUCUUGCUCCUUAUCUGCCUUCCGUUUCUCCAUGAUGACUCUAUAGAUACACAACAACCCUGGGGGACCCAGGAAAAAUGAAUGAUUGAGUAAAGGAGAAUUAAGUGUGCUAAAUGGGAAAAAAUGAAAAAGGCACACAUACAUGCAUUUCUUUCUAAUGCAACCUCUAGACUGCAAACAAAAACUUAAGAUGGGGAGGGCAAGAGGCUUUAACUUUACAUAUUCUUUAGAGUUUGAUAAUAUAAGAGAAUAGCUGUCUUAAUUAUAGACAUAGACUAUUUUAGGGUUUAAAAGUGAACAGAAGGCUCUUAAUUGUUAAGAGUGGCCAAAUAAAUUAUAGAUACAGAUUUCAUUCAAGAGGCAAGGAACGCUGGGCACUGUGGCUCACACCUGAAAUCCCAACAGUUAGGGAGACAAAGGUGGGAGGAUAGCUUGAGUCAGGAGUUCAAGACCUGCCUGGGCAGUAUAGCAAGACCCCAUCCUCCACACAAAGGUAAAAAUUUAAAAAGGCAAAAUAAAAAAGCAAGGAAGGACUAGACUCAUAGGAUGGAUUAAAAUUAGGCAAAACAAAUAAUUCAUUUUUCCCUAUGAUUAUCUAAUUCUAAUCCAAUUUUUAUACGUUUUAAUUUCAAGAAAUAAGAAGUAGGCUAAUUUCAGGUUCUCUUAGAAAAUCUUGGCAGAGACAUCCUAAUCAUACUCAUCAUACCACUUAGGUGAAAAUUAUAUUUUCUGCUGAAUUGGUUAUAAGCAUUUCCUGAAUGCUUAUCAGGUGGCCUAAGAUGACUCACCAAAAACGGCAUGAGGUGUAGAAGUAGCUAGGAAGUUGCUCAGAGGUGAGUGAGUUAGUCUGACACGCCAUCUAGUGGCACACGUCCAAGAGAAUGACUAUUGCUAACCUUCCAGUAUUGGGUGGAGGUGUGCCUGACAUUAGUUAAGGGAUGUGUUUUUGAAAAGCUACAUAUGAAUUUAUAUAGCUUAUUUUAAUGCUAUAAAGGAAUUUUUAUAUAUGAAUUUGUUUUUUGAAAAACAAAUUAAGUGAAUUAGGAGUUCUUUCUUUAAAAGUGAUAUGUUUUUCUUACACUUUGCAAGUUUAGAACUUGCCAUAUUAUGUUUUUGAGGCAGGCUUCUGUGGGUAUAAUGUGGGGGAAACUAUGAGGUUUUUGCUUGGGAUCAAGUGAGAUUCAGGUACAUGCCUUUUGUAAUUUAAAGCUAUUUUAAAGUGUGCUUUUAACACCAUUGAAUUACAAUUGCUUUCUGAAGUCAGGUCAAGACGCUGAUUCUGCAGAAUUAUGGUGAAGUCAGUUUCUGUUUAACAAGCAAAAACUAUGUCAUCAAACUGUACAACCAAAGGACCUAAAUAGUCCAUUCCCUAGUCUUCAGCUGUACAGAGAUGAAUCAAUCUCUCUGUCUCUUGUUCUCUCACUGUCUCUAAAAAACAAGCAGAGGAGAAAAUUCCAGAGUCUUAUGUUAAAACACUUUACUUUUUUUAAAAAAACAAUCCUUGCUCUCUGGAGAUAUUUUCUCAUGUUUUGUUACAAAUUUUGUGUAGAAGCAUAGCCACAGUGGUCUUUUUCUGGUUCUUUUUCUUUCCCUGAGAUGUUAAUGUCCAGUAGAGCAAAGCUAGAGGGAUACACACACACACACACACACACAUAUAUAUGUAUACACACACAUAUAUAUGUCACUUUCUAUUAACAUUGUUUUUAGAAAAACCCUUUGUUCAACUGAAUGUAGUUAAAUUAUAAUGGACAUUAAUACCCAACACCACCCUCCCAGCCUCUUCGUGUUGCUGGUAUGACUUAGGCACCUAAAAUGUUUGGUUGCAAAUGAUAGGAAGAUGACUCAGACUAGCUUAAGAACAAGAAAAGGAGAAAUGGAGCUCAUCUAUUAGGGAGAUCCUGGAGUAGCUCACAGGCUGGAAGAAGAGCUGUAGGAACUGAGAACAAACCUGGGUCUCAAUGUAGUAAGAUUCCCUGUCCAUCAUCCACACCUACUGGUAUUUUUACAUCAAUACAUUUUCUCAGUGAGGAUAGACUUACUCCAAAAGGCAGGAAUAUAGCCACUAGCAGUCUGAGAGUCACAACUUUCCAGCUCAUUUGACCAAGCAGGCAAAAGACUUUACUCAUGAGAACAAUCCUGGAGAAAGACUAUGGUCAACUCAUAUUGAGUCAUGUGCCCAUAUCUGAGCUAAUCAUGUGGCCAGAGAUGUGGCAAGUCUGUUUAUGACCAGGAAGGUGAGACUGCGAUGGACUGGAUAGUGAGAUAGGAAGAUUUCUCCAAACAGAGAAGAGAGGUGUUAUUAACAGAAGAAGUGGGAAUAGCAAUGCUGGGUAGACAAAACACAUACACAACACCAACAGCUAUCUGCUACUGCAUCCAGAAAGAUUCUUUAUCUGCAGCCACAGAGCCCUGAACAACCAGCCUUUCUGGCUUCCUUUUGUUGCCAAUUCCCUCACACAUAUUAUUCCUACUCAAGGCUUCAGGGAGGCUGUUUUCACCACAGUUCAGUGACAAAUCCUACCAGAGCCUUCCACACAUCAGUGAAUAUCCUUGGUUAUACUUGUCUCAUUCUGAAUUUAGAAAGCCAUCUCUGUGUCAUUGCCUUCAUUAGAAUCUGUCAUCUCCCUGUAUUCUUCUGGUACCCUCAUUUCUUCUCUCCUACUUCCUGUUGUCUCCUAAUUAUUCACCUUCUACUUUUUUUGUUAGAGGUUCUAGACAGUUUCAAGAAAAAUACUUGAUGCUGGGCAAGGUGCUUCUGCCUUCCUCUGUAAGUUCCAUAGAACGGGACAUUUUGCUUCUCUGUUGCUAUGGACUGAGUGUUUGUGUCUUCCCCAAAUUUUUAUGUCAAAACCCUAAUCCCAAAUGUGAUGGUAUUUGGGUAUGAGGCCUUUGGGAGGUGAUUAAGUCAGGAGGGUGGAGCUCUUACGAUGGAAUUAGUGUCCUUAUAAGAAGAGACAGGAGAGAGAAUACUUCCUCUCUUUCUCUGCCAUGUGAGGAUACAGCAAGACAUCUGUCUGCAAACCAGGAAAAAGACCUUCACCACGAACUGAAUGUAUUGGUGCAUUGAGCUUGGACUUCCCAGAUUCUAGAACUGUGAGAAAUAAAUUUCUGAUGUUUAA